AUGCAAGGGGAAAGAAUCCUCAAAUCACUUCUAAACAGAGAGAUAGAUGGUCUUUAUGAGGAUACGAAGGUAAGUUGAUCAAACUUAGCUGUUUGCUAAAUUUAAGCUGCUGAGAAAUUAUGGUAGCUUAAUUGAGGACGCUUUGUAGCUCAGUUAGCGAAGGUACUUACGAUUUGUAAGGCUACUCACUUUCAAAAACGUUUCCUUGAAUAAAAAUUUAGUUCAUUUCAAAGCGAGCGUCUUGUUACACUCUAGCUUCAAUUGCAAGAAUCGCGCGCAUCUACAUUCAUGAGCAGGUCAUAGAAUGAGUGUCACUUGAAAGCGAUCCUCAACUUAAUAAAUUACACUUAUUUUAGACGUCUUUUUUGCCAAAGCCUCUCAUUUUUCUUAACUCCAUAUUUUAAAUGGUGUAGCCUUCACCCUUGAUAUGUUGUUUUUAAUAUUGUUUGGUGGAACUUGCAGAAUUAUCUUGCUCCACUGCAAUGUCCGCUAAAGAACAAAAAUGGCUGCCAAGCAGGAGGCAAAGCCACAGAGGAAACUGUAUCAAAGUACGCCGUUUUUUGUACGAAGUUCCUAAGGUGUGCUAUAGAGACCUUGAAAAAUGUAAAAGCCAAGGGAAAUGACCUUAUUGAGGUCACAGAUGCCUUGAAACUAGGUAAGAUGAAGCAUGUGAACAUCUUUAGUUGCUGUUUGGGAGUAAGGUCUUUUCUGAGUUCCUAAAAUAAGCUUAAUGCUUACUCUUAAAAUGGGACCAGCUUCAAAACCUUACUAAUGAAAUUCUACUUAUUUUUAGUGCUACAUUGUCAAUGUGGUAUUUCCAGCUCAAAUGACUAUCCAGUAAGACACCUAGAUAUUUUACAUGAUCCUUACACUCAAGGGAAGUAAGAAUGUGAUUACUAUUAUCAACAAUAAUUGGAAUAUUGACCGAAUGGUCCAUCUUACGUUGGUGAGGACAAAAGAUAACAAAGUUUGAUUUUUUAGCAUUUAAUGUUAGCUUAUUUGCAUUGAGCCAGUCCGAGACUCUGACCAGUUCGUUAUUGACCAUUUUUUCAAGAGAUUUAAGAUUUUUGUCGGCAUACAACAAAUUUGUGUCAUCUGCAAAAAGGUAAAACGAAAAUUUCGCUGAAGAAUAAAACUUUACAACCUACUUAUGGUCUGGGACUCCCAGGUAGAUACAACACAUUUCACAAUGCAAGGAAAUAGCAUUUUCAACAUGUUGUUUAAGUAGGGCACAACAAAGUGCUGUCUGAUAAUCCAGAGCCAGUAAGGCUUAAAUAUGGGUCAAAUAUAAGUUGUCCAAUAAGCAAACCACAUUUGCUUUAAGUGUGAGAUUAAUAGAGGGCUAUAAAGUUGCAUGUAACUUGCAAAUUGUUCUGUUCAUAUUUCAGUGGGGACACUUCUCAACAACACCUUAUCACUCCAUCAUGGAAACUACCUGAAGUUUAUUCCUUCAGUAGAUCAGCUUGCUAAAACACUUUACCUUAUUGUUGCUCAGCUCAUUGCCAAGGCACAGUUUGAAAGGGCUCUGGAUCAUGCUAAUGACCUAUAUAAAUUCAUCCAGCUUCUUAAGGCGUGGAAGAGCUACGACAGUGAAAAGAUGGACAAGGAAAUUGGAUCACUUUGCUUACGUUCAUCUGAUUUGUUACUUCAAGGAGGAGGGAAGUUAGAGGAGGCAAAAGUACCUCCAGGGGAAAGACCAUCUCACUUGUGUGUUGUGUUAGAAUGGAGAAAGCUCUCAUUACUUUUUCAAGCAGAAGCAAAUGUACAUUCUUCACUAAAAUCCUUGGUAGAUAGAACUCUGAAAUGUGGGACAAAAUUUCAAGUGGAUUGUGGGCUCAAGAAUGUUGAUUUUAAAACCUUAGCAAGCUUCUUUAAAACCAUUUUUAGUGCACUCAUGAACAAGCAAGAACAACUGAUUGCAAAUGGACGAGAAUUUACAUUUCUCUUGGCUGAACUUGGAUUUCAUUAUGGAAGAAUUUGCAAUAAGGCUGGAAACUCAACAGAAGCUUUGGCUGUGUUUGAUAAACUGUUGAAAACUGCAGGAAAUGAAAACCAUUGCAAAAAUGGACAUUUUAAACUACAAAUACCUUCACAAGUUUGUUGCUGUGUGUGUCUAGUCUGCAAGGCAGCUAUUUUGUUGAACUCCACUAUAAAAUCUCAAACUCAAGAAUCUCUUCAGCAGAUGUUAUUCGAAAGUAACCGGCUAAUCUCCCAGAUCCUGAGGUGUAGCACAUUACCUUCGCCAAUGUUAAAAUUACUUUCAGACUCCCUGGAGUACUUCAGAAUUAAUUUGCAAAAUGAAAGUAGCAAAAAGAGUAAGGAAAAAUCACCUACUCUUUCAUUGAAGACUCUCCAAGCAACAGUACAAGUGCUGCAGUCUUACAUCUCAGUCUUAUCUUUGCAGUGUGAGCGGCUUAAAUCAGAGCUGCUUAAAUCCAAACAUGACGAUGUCUUGGCACAGCUAAAACAACAGGCUCUAAAGACCACAGAACGGCAAAUGACAGUAUUUAGUUUUGUUAUUUCUUCAUAUCAAGAUCAGUUGAGGAAUGAAAAAGAUGCAAAAAGUUCAAUCAGGGAUUCAAGGUCAGUAGUACAGGUAUCGCAAAACUUUAAAACAGUUAACUACAGUGUACACACUGUAGUUUAAGGAAAGGAUUAUGUUGUGCUUUUAUUUCUCUUUGUUUUGGGGCAUAUUAAUAGAUGAAAAUGAGUGAAAAACAAAGGGAAACAGUGUGCAAAGAAAGUAGCAUCUGAUAGCCCGCGGCUAGUGGAUUUUGGCAUUGGGCUAGUGAAUUCUGUUCUUAACUUGCCCGAUGGGCAAGUGAAGUAUGUUGAGGAAUUCAACUUACAGAAGAACUGUGAAAUCAAUUCUGCUCAUCAAAAAAAUUGAGGGGUUAGUUGAAAUGACGUUUGGGCUAAUAAAUGCUAGCUUCAGCUUGCCCAAAUGACAAGCUGUAAAAAUGAUUUUCUUUGCACCCUGGGAAAUAAAAUUUAAACCAAGGAUAAAUUUGAACCAUAACAUUAUACAUGUAACACUGCUCAAACUUUUAUUGCAUAUCCAGUAUCCUCAACUCUUGCCAAUCAGCCUACCGAUUCUUGAAACAAAAUUACAAAAUAAUAUCUCUAGAAUUUGUCUUUGUGUUACACACAAAUGGGGAUGUACACUUUAGGCAAUAUCUCUGACAAGAUGGCAUUUUGGGGAAGAUGUACCGUAAGUAGUCUGGGUGUGGGAAGGUCCUUGGAAAGAGACUAAGAGAAAUCUAGUAAGAAUAUCUAUAAAGAAUAGGGGAAUGAAUGAAUGUACAGCUGUUGGUGGACCCUUACAAAGAACUACAGAGGUGAAUGUUACUGGGUAUCAAUCUUGAGAGAGUUUACUGUGCUGUUAAUGUUAACACAUUCUUUAUUUACAUUAUGCAGAUGUGAGAUCUUUAAGGACUGUAUUCCAGUAGUGGAACAAGCAAACUCUGUAAUUCAUUCUGCCCUUGAUGAUCCAGACAUCCCAUUGUCUCCAAACGAGCUCCGCUGGCUAGGCUGCAAUGUGUUCAAUUUGGGCUGUGUGUCAUAUCAGAGAGAUUGCUUUACUGAAGGAGUUCCUCUGUUAGCUAUUGCUUGUGAAGAGCUGCGAGUAUGGUGCUUUAAUGGCAAGACUGAUGAGGAAAUUCUUACAAGGAUUGUGGAGGUAAUAUGGCCUUAAGCCUUGUAAUUUUUCUAACAUACUGUGUGGCAUGAAAUGUUUGUGGGAGUUUGCAACUUUUGUGUUUUGCGGGAUCAAACAAUGCUACAGUUUGUGUACCCUACACUGUAUGUAAAACCAGUAUAACAGAUUACUUUUCUUUGUCAUUCGAUUAAAGUAACAUCUGGGAUGACUGAUUGUUCUGAUUAUCAAUUGGAAGAUGUUAAGUUGCAAAAUAUUUACUGUGGAGAAAUUUUUUGCAGGAAAAAUGUGUGUUUGAAAAAUCGCAAAAAUUAGAACCCACAAAAAUUUCGUGCCACAAGGUAAAUGAUGUACCAUUUUGACAAGCCCCAAUAGAGAUGAUUACCAAAUUUAUCCUUUGUAUAAUACUAGUGCUCACCAAUCAUUUUUUUCAUAUUAGGUAUUAAAUACUUGUGAUUCAUUUUUUUGCACUGUGCAUAAAAUGCCACAUCAAUGAUUUUCCUUUUUUCUGAGAAAUGGAAGCAAACACUUGUGAUGUUAACCCACCAAAUGGGUCUUACAGUAAUCUGUCCUGUCAUGCCAUCAUUAAUAAUAUAACUGAUUUCUUUUAGGUGAAGCUCCUAACAAAAUUUGCACUGCUGACUGACUGUCAGCGACGAGCCAAACAGAUGGCUGGUGCACUGACAACAGCUACCACUCAGGUUCUCAUGGCUCUUCAAACUGGUUCUGAUGCAAAUGUCUUGAGGCAGCAGAUCAAACAAUGGACCACAGUGAAACAUGAGCUGGUGAAAAGUAUGCAAGAUGAAAAGAAACAAGCUGAAAGAUCAAGGUUUGUCAUGAAUUUUCAUUAAAAAAUUACUUUUGAUUAAAACCACACACGCACCACUGGUUCAGAAUACAUGAAUAUGUCAUAUUUUUAUUACAACUGCAUGAAUCCUUCAGUGAGGUGCUCUUUUCUAAAAAGUAUGAGAUUCUGUUAGUCCAAAUACGUCAUGUGAUGUCUUACCUGUCUUUCUAUUUUUCUCUGUUUACCAUAGAACCCUGUGCAGUGUUUUAGCAGAACAGAAAGAUGCUGAAGAUAUUAACAGCAGUCAGCUUUGUUUAGUUCUUCAGGAAGAGCUUGCUUCCUACAAGGCAAAGAAGUAAGUUCUCAAAAAGACAGAUAUCAGAAGGUUUCUGGAUUUGUCGCAGAAACAGGGAAAGAGUUCCUCAUUUUAAUUGUCCAUUUAGCUCUUUUAUUACCAUACAAAAUAGUAUGAACAAGAUCCUGGAAAGAAAUAAAUACAGUUAAACUGGGAAAACCAUGAACACCAGAAAUAUUUCUGGAAUGCUAUUGUCUUGCAAGAGAAAAGCCAAUCAGGCCUUCGUUUUCAUGGGCUAUUGACUCAGAGCCCAUUCGGGCUCGAGGAAUAAUUGUUAAAUACCCAACAACUUUACAUGUAUGCAGAUGAUGAGGUUCCUAAAAAAGUUCUCUUCUAUUUCAUUUACAGUACUCAGUCUCCCAAAAAUGUUUUGUCCUUUAUACAUGUGUAUUCAAUUAUCAUUUGAGGGGUUGAUUUGAACCCAGGAGUCGCUUCAUAAGUGCGUACAAUAAUUAUGAUUGUCGGGGUGAGUGUUGUCCUGAAUAUAAUGACUGUUGCUGACUCCAACGAAGAUAAUCCUGGGUUAUCCUUUAUCCCAAUUCUGUUUUGAACCACUCUGGCCAAUUGAUAUUGUACACCAUUAAGUGGUCUAUUUUUUCUCUUAUUUCCAGUUAUGACACCACAAUGGAGCAAAUUUCUGUCAUCAGACAGCUUAUGGAGCUGUACAUUAUCCAAGAUGAUGAGUUUCAUUAUGGUUCAGUGAUGCUUGAGCUUGGUGUGGCACUGCAUGGCCUUGGAGACAAAGAUCUUGAGGAGGAGAAGUGAGUCUAAAGCUUAUGUGUGUUCUGGAUUAGUAUGUGGCAUUUUGUCUUACAUUUAGGUAAAUGACUUUGGAAUAGCAAAAAUACAUUAACAUCAAACAUGCUCUUGUUUGAUCACAGAGUGUAACUUGAGGUAAAGUUAAGGGACAUUCAGCCAGCUGUUUUGUUACAAUGUCAUUCAGGGUUAUAUGGCCCAUUAUGAAGCCAGUCACUUUAGUAUUACUGUAAUCUUGACUGUUUUUAUAGGCAAAGUCAUUUUUUGAAAAGAGAUUUUUCUUCACUUGAACUUUACACAGUACAGACUGAACACAAGUGACGCAUUGUGGUAUCCAUUCUCUGUGGAUUCCAUGCUCUUGUGAUAAUUGAUGAUAAAGUGUCAUCAAGGUUGUUGAAGUGGAGAAGGAUGUCUCAUGGUUCACAUCUCUAAUUGGGCAAUACCCCAAUCCCCAGCCAGCCCUCAACAAAAGCCCUAAACAUUUUGAUAUUCUUUCCUCUAGGUCUGCACUUGAGUGCUGUCAAGAGGCAGCUGCAAUUCUGGAGCAGCUGGCAGACACAGCAGCUAACACAGAUGACGACAAAAAUCACCUGUCACUUGUGCAGGACAGACUUGCUGCAGCAUAUUUAUGGCUUUCAUUGUUAGAGCACAAAGCAACAAUGGAAGACAAACCAGAAGCAAAAUCAGCAGAGGAGCUCAGUGAUAGUUAUGACACAGAGGAGGUACUUGUACGUAAAAUGUUUUUUUUUCUUCAGAGGGUAUGCAAAUCUGGCCCCAGUUGUUCAAAAUGUGGAUAAUGCUAUCCACUGGAUAAAUCACUAUCCUGUGGAUAGCACAAUUAUUGUUUGUUAUUUGAUCCACUGACUGGAUAGUGAUUUAUCUGGUGAAUAGCCCUAUCCAACAUUUGAACAACCAGGGCCAGAAAUAUAUGGGAAUGGGGGGGGUGGUCAGGUGUGAUAAAGUGUACCCCUUGCUUAUAGUUGUAUUUCCUUUUGUAAUUACAUAAUGAACUUAUUCCUAUAUAAUUUGACUUCUCUUUUUAGGUUGAAGGGAUAUGUCUGCAGCAGCCAUUUAUGUCAUCCCUUCAUUCAGCAUUGGAAAUGUGGACAGUGGUAGCAAAUAGAUCAGUGCAAGAAGGGAAAGACAGAAAGGUAGAGUUGGGGCAUUAUGCAGUUUGUGUUUUUUAUGAUUCAUGUCUACUGGGUCAGAGGCAAGAAAAGAGAGCACUUCUUUUUUUCUCAUCCCGUAAAACUUACUCACAGGUUAAAACAUGAAAAGUUUGGAAACUUGAUUAGUCUGCAUAAAUACUAUAGAUUACAUUUAUUUAAGCAAUAUCUGUUGUUCUUUUUGCAGAUUGACUUGCAACACUUUGUUAACCCUGAGGAAACUUGCCAUUACCUUCUGAUUAUUGCUGGAAUGUUUGGACUUGUCAACCAGGUAAACUGAAAGGAAACAGAAGGCUGUUUCUGGGGACUGUCUCAUGGAACAAUAACUGACACACGCUGUGUUAGGUUCUUUCUGCUGAUGAGUUCUAAAAGAACAACAAUAACAGUGUAGUAUGUUAAAAAAGCAGUGCUCAUCAAAAAAAUCAAAACAUGUUUUCAAUGAAAGACUAUAAUUAUAAAUACAAGUUAAUCUCAAGAUUAAAUAACUUUCUAAAAUUAGUUGCUGAGGGUGAAAGGAAUCGUAUCAACAUCUGAAAAUCAUGCAUUAUCUACUUCAGUGACUUGCAGCGUCCCUUGGGAAACUACUUUAUAUCUUAAUGUGUCCUUCAGGAGUUUGAAAUAAUCUGGAGACAAAAUAUGCAAUUGUGCUUCAAAUAAAUAAACCCUCUGGGUGCUUACAGUAGGAGAAGGAUUUACGGUAAACUGUUUUCCUUGCAACCAUUCAUUGAGUAAUUUUUAACUUUUUACAGCCAUUCAAGAAGGUGUGUGCUCUUCAUCUUGCUGCUACCAUUGCCCAAACGAUCAGCACUAACAGUAUGCUGGAUAAUAGAAUAUCUGCCUGUAGUGAAGCUGUUCAUACUCUCUGUUAUGUACUGGACAUUUCUCAUGCUAGUCUUCUGCUGCAUCAGACCAGUGAUGUGUUGGAAACCCUUGAACCAAGUGGAUCAGUUAUGGUCCAGUUUCUGUUGGCAAAGGGUCACUAUCUGUUAGUCGCAGGAAAGGUGAGCUAAUAGACCUUUUUACCGAUACGGCGGCCAUAUUGAAUUAAUUCGAUUUAAGGAGUAUUAUAGGAUGCCCAGGGGGCAUGAGCACAUUUCGUUUGUAUUUUUGAGCGCUUUUCGGGGCAUUUUUUCUGGAAUUUUUCUUAGAAUAAGAUUGUAAUGGGAAAAAAGAUCCCUGUGCCGUGUUUGGAUGUAAUAAUGAUCGCCUUUUUCCCGAGAAAUAUACAGUGAAAGACCAUAUUUCUAAUACUAAACUAGAAAAAGGCGAUCAUUAUUACAUCCAAACAUGGCACAAGGAUCUUCUCUCCCAUUACAAUCUUAUCCUAAGAAAACUUGAAGAACAAAUGUCCCUAAAAGUGCUCAAAAAUACAAACGAAAUGUGCUCAAGCCCCCUGGCAUCCUAUAAUACUCCUUAAAUCGAAUUAAUUAAAAAUAUGGCCGCUCUAUCGGUAAAAAGGUCUAUUGUUCCAGAAUCAUUUUUUUGCUUCAUUCCUUUAAGCACGAGGGGUAAUGAAUACUAUUAAAAACUGAAUCAUAUUGGCUAGCCAUCAUGGUAUAUGAGCUAUAUACCAUGCUCUCCAAAUAAGGUAACUGUGCAGUUGUAUACGUCUGCUCAAAAUUAAAAACUAGCUGAAAAUUGGUUGUUUUUACAAAUGGAAUCGGAAAGAAUUCUCAACAUUUUGUGGGCAUUUUUAAUAAAACAAUUAUUCCACUCACGAAUGUUAAAUAAGAGAUGAUUAAAAUGGAAGGACAAAUUUUUAAAUUUAGUAUACUAUAAUACAGAGCUUCUGAGUCAGUGUCUUCAGAUUAACUGCCUGGUUACAUAAAGGCCCAAACAUUUUCAAUUUAGGAUUCAUUGGUUCUGGACUGGGACUCAUGAUUUUUCACAAGAUGAGUCCCAGGACUCACUAUAACAUUACUAUUUGUAACAAAAUCCCUAUACACACAGGUGCCCUGGAUUUCACAAGUUCAGAUCACUGGGUUUCUGUCAAUGUUUUCGCAGAGCACAGCCUUGCUACCAGUCCCUGCCUCUAAGAGUGUAACCUCACAUUUAUCAGUAUCUGAGUGACUGUUUGUUUUCCUCUAAACUGAACAUAAUUAUCUGUUACUGUGUUUAGUACUCAGAGGGAGAGCAGUGUUUAAUGGAAGUGUUACAGAGUGAUGCUUUGACCCAGAAGAGCUACAAGUCCCACUUACUGAAGGCCAGAUUAAUGUCUUUGUGUGCGAAAUACUCCAUGCUCCCAGCUAAACUCCACAAAUUCAGCAUUACUCUGGGUGAGUUGAAAACUCAAUUUAAUAAUUUACCAGUAAUAUGUUGUUUUAGUAUUCUAGUAAUAUUUACAUUGUAUAUUCUAGUUAGACCAACAUCACAAUGAGCAUUAUGUACCAACGGUUUAUUUCUCUGACAAAAUCAAAUCUAAAGUUUUGCAUCUUAUGAAUCCUGGGCCAAAAGUAUAGUCAUGGGUAAAAUUACAUCACGAUUUUUUAGGUUUUAUGAUCUCUGCAUUUCUUUGCUUGUGGAUCCGAAGAAAGACCAGGAUUUCCUGUAAAAAUAUGAGGCCAACCAUCUCACCACCUCAGAUUCUGCAAGUACCGCUGGAAUACUCGAGAAUCCAUUCUCUUGAAGAAAUUUAUUUGGCUGAGAAAAGUCAAAAAGCAUUGAUAGUUCUCAAAACAUAUAUUUGCUUUAAUUUACGGUUCGGCAGUUGACAGUUUUUGAUCUUGGCAUCUUUGACGUAUAGCAUUGGAAAAGGUGGCUGUCUGACAUCCAAACCAUCAACUGUCAAAGGAAAUCUUUUUGAGAUUUUUUGAUUUCCCAACAUUUCCCUAAGAAAUCCAAAAAUCUGAGAUCAAUUAUCUAAUUUUGGGCCCCUGCAUGGAAAUGUACCAAACUUGUCAUUGUGUGGUUACAUGUAACAGAGGAACGAAUAAUGUCCUGAACACUGAAUUUAGUAAGGUGUCCAUUAAGGGAAUAUUAGGUACGUUGCUUUGGGAUGAUCAGGAUCAGUGAUUCGAGAUCACUCCGAUCAUUGAAGAUCAAAUGAACUGAUGAAUCCUUGUUCAGAGUGGAUUCAUCAGUUCAUUUGAUCUACUAUGAUCCGAGUGAUCUCAGAUCACUAAUCCUGAUGCGGAUCAUCGCAAAGGAACGCACCCAUUGACUCUAUCAUGAAUGAUCUUGCUCUUUUGUGAAGAUCCUGUUGUUGGUUCACUUACUUCUUUGGAAUGUGCUCUUGAUGGAUUUCACAAGUUAAGCCACAUGGCUGAGGAGGUGUUUGGAGAGGAUGUGUUCAGCAGUGGGCGGAAGAAGGGCAAACAAUAA
Molecule: messenger RNA, 10040 nt
Organism: Porites lobata
Lineage: Eukaryota; Metazoa; Cnidaria; Anthozoa; Scleractinia; Poritidae
Source: the annotation of a GenBank genome assembly